Leucoraja erinaceus (little skate) is the source of this 5040-nucleotide messenger RNA. RefSeq names its product elongation of very long chain fatty acids protein 6-like. Gene Ontology annotation, molecular function: fatty acid elongase activity. The transcript is spliced from 4 exons. Gene Ontology annotation, biological process: sphingolipid biosynthetic process; fatty acid elongation, polyunsaturated fatty acid; very long-chain fatty acid biosynthetic process. The record is from RefSeq and is a predicted model, not a curated record. Lineage: Eukaryota; Metazoa; Chordata; Chondrichthyes; Rajiformes; Rajidae. Bases 1762 to 2862 code for a protein of 366 amino acids. Gene Ontology annotation, cellular component: endoplasmic reticulum membrane; endoplasmic reticulum.
ACCUGAGGAAGAGGUGGUUUGGGUGGGAAGGAACAAGUUGUCCAGGAAGAUGUGAAGGGAAUGGUCUCUGUGGAAAGCAGAUAGGGGUGGAGAAGAGAAGAUGGGGUUAGUGGUGAGAUUCCGUUGGAGGUGACGAAAAUGGCGGACGAUUAUAUGUUGUGUGCGAUGGCUGAUGGGGUGGAAGGUGAGGACAAAGGGGACUCUCCCUGUUACGACUUGGGGGAGGGGAAGCAAAAGUGGAGCUGCGGGAUAUCGAGAAGACCCUAGUGAGGGCCUCGUGUAUGAUGGAAGAGGGGAAUCCCCAUUCCCUAAAGAAUUAGGACAUUGAGGUAUGGAACACUUCAUCUUGGGCGCCAAUGCGACGUAGACGGAGGAAUUGGGAGUAGAGGAUAGACUCUUUACAAGAAGAAGGGUAGGAAGAAAUGUAGUCUAGAUAGCUGUGGGAGUCAGUGUGUUUAUAAUAGAUGUCAGUUGAUAGUCUGUCUCCUGUGAUGGUAGGAAGAUUUCAGCGAUGGUCCAAGUGAAUUUGAGUGCAGGAUUGAAAUUAGAAGUAAAGUUAAUGAAGUCAAUGAGUUCUGCAUGAGUGCAGGAGGUAGUCAGUGUUAAUAACGGGUUUUAAUAUACCAUUGUCGUGUAAUGGAAACAGAAUAACAGUUUGAAAAGGUUUGAACAAUUGAGUUCUCCAAUUUUAGUUAGCUACAAAACUAGACAUUUUGGAAAUAUAGGGUGCAUCGUCCAAUUCCCCAAUUCUUUUUCCUAAUUAAAAUCUUGUACGACAAAACAAAACAAAAAUGUGCUGUAACAUAAAAGUUCUGAAACUUUUGAGAAGAAAUUCAAACAAAAUGUUGUACAAUGGUCUGCAUUUCUUGGUGAGAUGUGCUCCUUUUAGUAACUUCACUCUUUACUGCAGCUACACUAAAGAGAUGCUUUCGAUUCACAUUCACGUUGAGAUCUGAAACGUGAGUGGUAAAAUCAAAUAGUGUAGGAAGGAACCGCAGAUGUUGGUUUACACCCAAGAUAGACAUAAAAUACUGGAGUAACUGCGUGGGAUAGGGAGCACCUCUGGAGAGAAGGAAUGGGUCGAGACCCUUCUACAUUAUUCACAUCAUCUAUAUGUGCACUGUGAAUGGCUCGAUUGUAAUGUAUGGUCUUUCCGCUGACUGGUUAGCACGCAACAGAAGCUUUUCACUGUACCUCGGUACACGUGACAAUAUACUAAAACUCAAGUUCAAGUUAGUUUAUUGUCAUGUGUCCCUGAUCGGACAAUGAAAUUCUUGCUUUGCUUCAGCACAACAGAACAUAGUAGGCAUUGACUACAAAACAGAUCAGUGUGUCCAUAUACCAUUAUAAACUUAACCGAUGUAAACGGAGAGCAGUUAAACUGCACGACUGAAAUAAUUUGCAUUCUGUGCCAGCAACAGGUGUGCAUUUUUGGCAGAACGGCAGCAAAGUGAAAUGGGGGAGCAAGCGGGCAGCCCCCGGGGUUGGGGACGGACAUUGCAAGGGGAAAGUGUUGAUUGCAUUGGCAUGGGGGGCAGUUGCAACCAGGGCAACAACACACAAAGCGGGCAGGGGGUGGUGAUCGCAGCCGCGGCCCCAGCAACGCUGCGCCCAUGCGCUUGCACGCCCGCCAAUCAACCCUGCCCAUUGCACAGCCCAGGAGGGGUGAAUGCACGGGUAAUAUCGCGUAAACAUCGCGCUGGAAAGGGGUAGCAAAACCCGGAGCCGGUGUAGGUUUGCUGAUGGUGAUUGUAAAUACAGAUGGGGUGGUUGGGAGCAAUGGAGCGCCGGGGGUGCAGCGUGGAAGGGGAGGUGUGUGUCCGGGAUCACCCCUGCGUGGAGAGCGAUCCGGGCUCGGCUCACGGUCACCGCUUGCAGACGCGACGCCGCAGCAGCAGCAGCAGCAGCACACGCUCUGUUGUAGCGCUCAAAGUCACCCUCACCCUCUCACCUGCUGCUUGCUCCCUCCCUCCCUCCCGCAGCUCAUUCACGAGGAGCCCCCGUCUUGUCAGAGGAGUCCGCACCAUUGCACGCCCCCCCCGCGGACCAAACCAAAGAGCGGAGAACAUGAACAUGUCAGUGAUUUCUCUGCAGGAAUACGAGUUUGAGAAACGUUUCGAUGAAAGGGGAGCCAUAGCAUGGAUGCAGGAAAACUGGAGCAAGUCGUUCCUGUUUUCUGCAGUGUACGCUGCUUUGAUCUUUGCUGGGCAGUAUUACAUGAGAGAGAGAAGUAAGUUUGAGCUGCGAAAACCAUUAGUCUUGUGGUCUCUGAGCCUCGCUUUGUUCAGUAUACUUGGUGCUUUCAGAACAGGAUGGUACAUGUGGCACGUCCUUUACACCAGUGGCUUCAAGCAAUCUGUGUGCGACCAAAGCUUCUACAAUGGACCUGUCAGCAAAUUCUGGGCAUAUGCAUUUGUCCUGAGCAAAGCACCAGAACUAGGUGACACAAUAUUCAUCGUGCUACGGAAGCAGAAGCUGAUAUUCCUGCACUGGUAUCACCACAUCACAGUGUUGCUCUACUCCUGGUACUCCUACAAAGACAUGGUGGCAGGAGGUGGCUGGUUCAUGACUAUGAACUACGGUGUCCACGCCUUCAUGUACUCGUACUUCACGCUCCGCGCGGCUGGCUUCCAUGUGCCACGCCGAUUUGCCAUGCUUAUCACCCUCACCCAGAUCAUGCAGAUGGUCAUGGGGAUGCUGGUCAACGUGUUGAUUUAUAUGUGGAUGGAAGAGGGCCUGUGCCCUUCUUUCUUUGAAAAUAUCAUCUUGUCCUCCAUUAUGUAUUUUAGCUACUUCCUCCUCUUUUGCUGCUUCUUCUACGAAACUUACUUGAGUAGAAAGAAGCGUUUAAAGGCCGAAUAAGCUCAAGACCGGGAAUGGAAUGAAUGGAAUAGUGUCAGGCAUGGAUGCUGUUAAGAUUUUCGUCCAAACGGUUUAAGGUGACUUGACACCAGCUGUGGAUUGACGUAGAUUUUGAUAGGAUCACACUCUUCCAUGUUCAUGUUCCACACUGCUCUCUCCAUUAGAUGGUGUUGGCUGGCACCACAUGCUCCUGGAUACCACUGAUGGUAUCCCACAAUGUUUGAGACCAGAACCCUGUCCUUUCCUUGUUUUCGAAUAAGCCAUGUGAUGUUGAACCAGAGCAGAGAGCAGUAAAGUGGAGGUGAAUGGGACCAUGCCCGUAGUGCAUGCCAAAGAGCUCAGCCAUGGUUGUGGAGUGUUGGGUUGGAGGUUCUGUAAGAAGUCCUGGUUGUUUGAUCUGUCUGAGCUUCCCCCUGUGUAUUACUGCAGUAAGAUCACAAGGACAAAGGACAGAGGCUAUUGGAAGUAUAUCAUAUGUAAUACUAAUUCAACACAAAGUUACUUUUGACCUUUACUGGGCUCGUACAAAACUUGCUGAACAGUGCGUGGAGGGUCACAACACCUCACAUUCUCCCUAGACGUAGAGACACCAUUAGUGUUUGGAUUUAACACUAGUGUUGGUCCUAUUGACUGCACAUAUCUUCAGGAGGUAACAAAGUUAGCACUUGGUAAGUUGAUCAUUUUACCAGAAUCUAGAAGACCUAGCCAUGGAGGUAUUUAUUCUAUUUAUACAAUCAAAAGGUACAAGGUGGUUCUUCCUUUGUCAUGUACACUGUUGCCUCUAAUGAGUAGGUUUUUAACAUAAUAUUUCAAGGAACCAAAUCCCAUUAUAUACAGCUGCACCUUGAUUAUUAAAUAGUAAGCUUUUUAAAUUAACAGAUGGCAGUGGGAUAGAAAGUAGUUAAAUAUAUGUUUUUAUUUUAAUAGCUAGACUUUAUUGAAUUUUAAUGAAAUUGCUGCGAGCAGUGAUUGUUAGCAGUAUUAGUACAGAAAUGCUUAGCACAUUCCUUCGUCCAGAUUUUAUCUGGAGAAAGUUAACCAAAUUGAAGUAAAUGAACAAAGUUCCAUCAAAACUGUAGGAUGGACAAUUAUUUGGAAGCACGGAGUCAGCAGAUAUAUCAUAUAUCACCAACAAUAAUUUGUAAACCUCAGUAUUGCACAGUCGACAUGUAUAUUCAAAACAUUAGAUUGUCAUCUUCUAGAGUAAACAAAAUCCUUUGGUUAAGCCAACGCCAUUCUGAAUAUAUUUUAAUGUUAAUCACAGCACACUGUUCUCUCAUUAUGAGGGUCAAUUAUUUUAUAGUUAUUGAACUUGGUGUCUCAGUUUAGUUUUGGUUAUACAUUUUUGUGCUUCUUCGAUAAGUUUGUUAAAUGUGUCCUUUGGUCUAAAUCAUUACCUGUGCAUUGACGAACUCCUGGUCUGUUGAAGGCUUAAUACAUCGUUUAGAUUGGAGAUUCAUCAGAAAAGACAACAAAGCAUUGUUAUUCCUACUGGGAUAUUCCUUGGCUCACGAAGGAUGAGAUGCAUGGAUCUUACCAUGUACCUAACACCCUCCUCAGUACCGGGGUGCUGAAGGGGAGCUCGGCUUUGCUGGGUGGUGUAGACGCUAGCUCUGUCAAGCGAGAACCAGUGACCGAGAGAAAAAAACAGUGGUAGAGCAACUUAGUGUUUCAGACAGCAUUUGAGGAAGAGAAAUGCACAGACAACAUUUCGGGUUGCAUCGGUCUAAAGAAGGGUUCCAACCGGAAACGUCAUCUGUCCAUAUCCCUCACCGAUGAUUCCUGACCCGUUGAGUUCCUCCAGCACUUUGUUUUUGGCUCAAGAUUCCAGCUUCUGCGGUCUCUCGUGUCUCGAUUGCCACAGAUGGCUGUGGUGGCCAGGUCAGUGGAUACUUUUAAGGCAGAGAUUGAUAGAUUCUUGGUUAGUACGGGACUCGGGUGUCACGCGGAGAAGGCAGGAGAAUGGGGUUUGGAGGGAGAGAUAUAUCAGCCAUGAUUGAAUGGCAUGAGUAGACUUGAUGGGCCGAAGUCGGGCAUUGUUGUCCAUUGCACAAGUUGUAGUCUGAAUUCAGCUUCACGCUCUCAAGAAUUCCACCAGACCAACUUCAAGCAGAGAUGUAACUACAGCAUUUUAACAAAAGGAGUUUUUUAUUAAAAAAUCAACAAGAGUGGGGGGUG